AUGGAGAAAUUGUAUUUAGAAUUUAAAGAUAAUUAUAUUGCCGCUAAUCCUAAUAUAAAAAAAGAAUUAGCUUUUAAAAAUUUACAAAAACUUUGGAAUGAGUGUAAAAGUAAUCUUGAUGAGAUCAAGAGCAAUAUCAUCAAAUUCAAGGCUAUCACAGCUAGUAGACGUGGAAAAAUGAUGUCCAUGUGGAGCAAAGCUGCAGCAACUAAAAGCUCGAGAGAUUCGGCUACCACGUCUAGCGACUCACAACCUCCUGACGUUAUUGUGAUACCAAUGAAGUUAUCAGUAGAUACAAAAAACUUACUAGCUAUUCGAAAAACUGGUCUCUGGACAGAUGAAAUGAAAAAAAAUGCAGAGGAACUUGAAGUACAGAAGAAAAAACUAAAGCAGAAGUUGAAUCGACUUAAAUUUGAUCGAAAUCGUAAACGUUUGGCACGAGCAGUAUUAAAAAGUGUAUUAGAAAGUGUAAUCACAGAAAAUCCAGAUGUGGCAAAAAAGCUAAAAAAAUUUAAAAGAAAAACAUUAGGACGACCAAGCAUUGAGACUGAUCAAUCUGACUUGUUAAAAUCAAUAAUUGAUAUUGUAACAGCCAGUGGAGCCGCUGAUGAUCGUCGACGUACUGAAUUGAUUCGCUCAUGCAAGACUCUGGAUGAUCUUCAUUCGGAACUAACGAAUUUGGGUUAUAAUCUGAGUCGAUCUGCAAUAUACAUCCGUCUUCUGCCACGCAACUAUCUGACUACUGAGGGCAAGUGGCAUAUAUCUACUGUCCCUGUAAAACUUAUAAAAGCUGCUAACAGCUUGCGUAAAGAGCACCCGGAUGCUCAUUUUGCAGCAUCGACCAUAUCUUAUUUGAAAGAUUUGGCGGUAUUGAUGGGAAGCCAUUGCACAUUCUUUCUCAGCCAAGAUGACAAAGCUAGAGUUGUGGCAGAUAGACAUAAACUAAUACCUUCUGUCUACGCUGGAUGCGUUAUCAAAGAUGGUCGUGCCACUUAUUCUGGACCUACAAUGAUAUCCAUAAGGAGUAGUAAACAUGACAAAAGCAGUGCUGCCACUCAUGUUGCAGACUUUAACACCCAUGCACCAGGUCACAGUGCAUAUAAUGCAGUAGAGCGACGCAUGGCUCCACUAUCUCACGAUUUGUCUGGCCUCAUUCUUCCCUAUGACUAUUUUGGAUCUCAUUUGGACACUAAUAGUAAAACAAUAGAUCCGGAACUGAAAAAGUUAAUUUUUACAACGUCAAAGUUAAUCUUGACAAAGUCAAUAUUUCCCUAUAUAUACAACAAGGAGCACUGA
Messenger RNA from Helobdella robusta, 1296 nucleotides. RefSeq lists its product as hypothetical. The transcript has 5 exons. NCBI's taxonomy places the organism in Eukaryota, Metazoa, Annelida, Clitellata, Rhynchobdellida, Glossiphoniidae. The record is from RefSeq and is a predicted model, not a curated record. The coding region runs from base 1 to 1296 and encodes 431 amino acids.